UGUCGACAUUUUGAUGUGAAUAUUGCUGUUUGGCCGCGCGCACGACGCACUGUGUGAAAAAGUCAGCCUUUUCCCCCCAAAUUUCCAGUGCUCUGCCCACCCCAGGAGUGCCCCCAGGUUGUGCAGUGGCCGCCACGGUGUGCGGUGGUGCAUUUGUGCGGUUUUCGUGGAGGGAAUCAAUCGGAUUUUCGCACCCAUUGUUUGUACUGCGCAAUGUUCUGUCGUCGUCUCUCCCAAUCCACAAAACACAGCCAUCGGAGCGACAUUGAUGGAAGAGCGCUCCCGACGUGAGAUGGAGCGAGAGAACGCCCGUGACGUUUUCUGCCACACAAAACACAGCCAUAAUUGAAAAGUUAAAAGGAGUAAGAAGGAGAGGCUGAAGUGCGAGAUGACUUUUUUUCCGCCACUCACUGUGAGGAAAAAACUGUGCGAGAGAAGACACUGAGAGAGAAAAUCGCGGUGGACACACCGGAGGAAUUGAGAGAGUGAGGCAGAAAAAACGCGAGUGCGCGAAUGUGUGUGAUAUAUACACAAGUAGCAAAUAAAGUGGAAUAAAAGAGGAAUAAAUUAAUAAUAGAAUCUCCACGGCUGGAUGUGUUAAAAGUGCGCAAAGAAAAUGUGUGCAAGAUACAAUUAGUGCGCGGAGAGUAUUUCCCUGUGUCUUUAUCUGUCCGCUCCCAAUCGGCGGAAAAGGAGAGGAGAAAAAGUCAGAAUUGGGCGGGCGCGCGUGUGUGUGUUUUCGGGGGGAUUUUCACGAAUAUUGCUCGAGAGGAUAAAAGUUGUGUGACGUCGCCGUAAAUGUGUGUGUGGCUUUUACGUGAGAUAUUGAAUUUUUAUGAAAAAUGGGAAGGUCCAAAUUCCCUGGCAAGCCGUCAAAAUUGGUGAAUAAGAAGCGCAUCAGUGUGUUGGCGGGCAGUGCAAAAGGUGGCAAUUGUGAUACGAGUGCAGAUGACGAUACGGAUAAUCAGUAUUCGCCGAAUGAUCAUCAAUCGCUGUGGAGCAGUCGCCACGAUGAACCACCACAUCUGCAGUCCAGCAGUGGAGCUGCACACUCCCCAGCGCCGUCAUGCAGCUUUCAUGAAGAUGGCGACAAUAUUCAGGCGGUGCACUCGCAGGAGGUAACAACUCAAGGGAGCGAUCUGGGCAGGAGCGGCGAGGAGGGCAAGAACGCCGAAGACGUGACGGAUCGAGUGGGCAUGCAGAAGGCAGAAGGUGGAAGUGAGUCCAGGCCCAAGGACAAACUGGGUGAGAAGUCGUCCAAAAAGAAGACCGUCACAUUCAAGAACGUCCUCGAGACGAGUGACGAUGUUUUGGUGCGAAAGAGCUACAAUCCAGACUUCGCUCCUCCGCUGGUGCCGAUCAUCAAGCGGGAGUCUCUCACGCGAAUUGAGAGCAGCAUCGUGCGCCCGUCGCGCCUCACGGAGGUCAUGAAGCAGAACAGCAGCAAUCAGGACAACCUCAAGGGUCUGUCGUUCAGAUUGCCGAGCGACGCGAAUGGGCGAGAUGAGGAGGAGACGCUGGAGGAUGAGGAGGCGAACGGGGAGGGCGGACUGAAGCGAUUCAUCCUGCCGAAGAGGAGUCUGCACUCGUGUCGCGUGAUCAAGCCUAAUAAGAAGUUCCUGGACAACAUGGAUGACUGCAGUAGCAAGAAGCGCCUCCAGCUGAGCAUCAAGCGAAAGAAUCAACUGGACGGCGUGGACAAGAAGAAGAGGAUGCUGAAGGAAGUAACAUUCCAGGAUAGCUUUAUUAAUAGUACACUAUCGUCCAAGAUAUCCAACAGCAAGUUGGAUACGGAGAAUUGUUGUGAAUCUGAAACAUCGCAGACGCAGUCGGAGAAUAGUGAUGCUGAAGAGACUGACGAGGAGGAGAGCAAAUUAAAUGGAGACAAGAAGACGAAGAGGAAUGAACAACAAAGGCUAUUUUGUAAAUCGAUUUUCCAUUCAACAAGCGGAAAGAGCGCUACAUCAUCGACACAAAAUGUUGGAAAUAGUUUAGGGAAAGUGAUUUUACGGCAACCACGCUUGCAAUUUAGCACAGGCAUGAUAAUAUCAUCUUCCGCGAGCUCCAAUUCGACUGCAUCCACAUCAAAUUCAACACCAACAUCCACAAUGUCAAUGAUGGAGAAAACAUUCUCAUUUAAUCUCAAUGGCAACAGUAUUAAGAAUAGUAUAUCUUCCCAUUCAGUUUCUCUGCCGACGUCCUCAGCACUGUCAAUGACAUCCUCAACGUGUGGCAUUUGCGGAACGGUAUCAUCGUGUCGAUAUGCGCAAAAGUGUCGGAAAUUCGGCAUAAAUUGCUGUGAGGCAUGUCGAAAGUUUAUAUCGAAGAUGAUGAAGAAAUUGGCUGCGUCUUCUGGUGUGAAUUGCCAAAGCGGGCCAAUGCAGUGCACAAAGAGCGAUGGAACGUGCACACUUCAGCCUCUGCCGCGCAGUGGACACGUCAAGACGAUGAAGAUGACACUGAAGGAGCGCUGCCAUGCCUGCUGGCUGAAGCGGUGCAUCAAAUCCUUCCAGCUUCCCUCAGGCCUCAAAUCGCGCCUCAUCGCCACACUUCCAGUCGCGAUGCGUGACUUUGAGCCAAACAACGUUGGAGUAUCGUCGAAAUUCAGUAUUAAGCGAGAGUCUGAUAAUCAAAAUAGCAUGAAUAUCUUCUCAAAUCCACCCAAUACUGAUCGUAUGUUGGAUAUUGAGUUCAAGACGACCAAGAGUCUCCCAUUCUCCAAUCCGCUCGUGGAGAACAACACCACAUUUGGCAGUUCACCACUUGUGGUGCCCACAAUCAGCGAGAAGCCCGUGAUAAUGGUGCAUUCACCGAGCAUCGCGGCGCCCGAAGAGGGCAAACAGGACAGUGCAAAUAGGAAAUCCAGUACGAAAGCAAGUAGCAGCAAUUCUGUGAUCAGUGUCAGCACGAGUGAGAGUGUCGAUGAGAAGACAAAGCCGAGUCGGAAGAAGGUCGAGACGCCUCAGGUGAAUGCGAGCAAAGAGGCAAAUGCGCCCAGUGAUGCUUCAGCGCCCAAGAGACAGAGGAUCGAUCUGAAGGGACCGCGAGUGAAGCACGUGUGCCGGAGCGCAUCGAUUGUCCUGGGUCAGCCGAUAGCGACAUUUCCCAGUGAAUCUGCGCUGGAGAACUUGGACACUCCACCGCGACCGGACUCGCCGCAGAAUGAAGUCAACGAUUUGCCCACAAUUGUCGAUCGUCCUGACAUGUGCACAGAUUGCGGUGAUUUGGGCCUGAGUCCGCCGGCGACGCCAAUCGACAGUCCAAAUGUAGCGGAGAAGGAAGAAGUUGCCAGUGAUAUUGUGGAGGACGUGAAGAGGAGCAAGGAAGAAUCUCAGAAGCCAACAACGAGGAAACUCUCUCGUCCCAGCUACAAUGCCACGAAUCUGGGCAAUCGCGCGACGUCGAUCAGUGCCACGAAGCGCAUUCAGCAACUCACGGCUGUGCAGAAUCCCAUGGUGUCCAUCGAUUUCUGGGAGAACUACGAUCCGGCUGAGGUGAGCCAGACAGGAUUCGGACUGAUUCUCUCGGAAAGUGUUCCUCUGCGUGCCAUUUGCUUCCUGUGCGGCAGCGCUGGCACCGAUCCCCUCAUCUUCUGCAUUUGCUGCUGUGAACCCUACCAUCAGUAUUGCGUGGAGGAUGAGUACAAUCUGAAGCCUGCGUCGCUGGAUGACACAAACGUGAGCAUCCUGGAUACGAGCGGCGUUGGAAAUGGCAUGAAGAAUCGGCUGAAUUGGCUUUGUCCACGGUGCACGGUGUGCUACACGUGCAACAUGGCCACGGGCAGCAAGGUGAAGUGCCAAAAGUGCCAGAAGAACUACCAUUCAACGUGUCUAGGCACGAGCAAGCGACUCCUCGGUGCCGAUCGGCCCUUGAUCUGUGCCAAUUGCCUCAAGUGUAAGAGCUGCAGCACGACAAAUGUGACGAAAUUCGUGGGCAACCUUCCCAUGUGCACGGCGUGCUUCAAGCUGAGGCAGAAGGGUAACUUCUGUCCGCUGUGCCAGAAGUGCUAUGAAGACAACGACUUCGAUCUCAAGAUGAUGGAGUGCGGUGACUGCAAGCGAUGGGUGCAUGCCAAGUGCGAGGGUCUCACGGAUGAGCAGUACAACAUGCUCUCUGUCCUUCCGGAGAGCAUUGAGUUCAUCUGCAAGAAGUGCGCCAAGAACAAUCCAAUGGUGGACAUGUGGCGAGAUGCCGUGGCGGCGGAGUUCAAGUCAGGACUUCUCAGUGUUGUGAAGAUGCUAAGCAAGAGCAGACCGGCGAGUGCUCUGCUGAAGCUCAGUCCCAGGAAGAAGUCCAACAUCUGCGCUUGUCAGCCGAUCAUGUCCAACAGGAGUAUUCAGUUCAAGAAGCUCACCGAAGGCAGUGUUGAGAACUCGACAUCGUCUGAAGACAAUGAAUUCUCUGAGUUGUCCAGUGAGAAGACACUCGACGGAGAGGGAGAAUUAUCACAGAACACUCAGUGCUAUUGUGGAGUGAAGCAGAAAUUGGCCUAUGCGACUUCCUCGCCCAGUCUUCUGGACAUCAAGCGCAAGAUCAACGACAACGAUUACGUGUCUCUGCAGGAGUUCAACUACGACAUGCUGAAGAUCAUCAAUUCGGUGUCGUGUGAGGAUCUCGUGACGGCGUACAAGGAAAUCCUGAGUGAGGCGUUUCCCUGGUUCCAGAACGAAACGAAGGCGUGCACUGAUGCUCUCGAGGAGGAUAUGUAUGACUCUUGCGACUUUACCGCCAAUCCCGACACGAUAGCCAUGGAGUGCGAUCAAAUGGUGCCCACAGUAGACAUUCCGGAGGACGGCGAAGAGUACUUCUACGGCACCUAUGAGCGGAUGGACGACAGGACGUGUCUGUUCUGCAAGCAGACAGGCGAACAUAUGAAGCUACAGGAAGGCCGGCUUCUGUACUGUGGCCAGAACUCAUGGGUGCACACAAAUUGUGCAUUGUGGUCGGCUGAGGUGUUCGAGGAGAUCGACGGAUCGCUGCAGAACGUCCACAGUGCCGUGUCACGCGGGCGGAUGAUAAAGUGCUCGGAGUGCGGCAACAAAGGUGCCACUGUGGGAUGCAACGUGAAGAAUUGCGGCGAACACUUUCACUAUCCCUGCGCCCGAAAGGCCAAGUGCGUCUUCAUGUCGGACAAGACGGUCUACUGUGCGCGCCACGAGGCGGAGACCACGAAGAAGAAGUGCCAUCCGGAGGGGGAUUUCGAUGUUCACCGGCCAGUGUAUGUGGAGCUGGAUCGCCGGCGGAAGAAGUCAGUGGAGCCGGCGAAGGUACAAUUCGCCAUUGGCGCUCUGGCGGUGCGGAAUAUCGGGCGCUUCGUGCCGAUCUUGUCUGAUCUGAGCGAUGUGAUAGUUCCCAGUGAUUUUUUAUGCACGCGCUUGUACUGGAGCACGAAGGAGCCCUGGAAGAUUGUGGAGUACACCAUCAAGACAUCGAUUCAGUGCAGCUCAACGACACAUUGCACGGACUUGGGGAAGAACUUCACAGUUGAUCACUCGUCGCAUGCGAAUUUGAUACAGAAGGGACUGAGUCAGAUCGCCAAGUGGCACAGUAGCCUGAGCAAUGGUGAGGAGACGACUGAUCACGCGAGAGAUGUCAAAACGAAGCAGAGCUUCGAGUCCAUGGGCAAUGCUGAUGAGCAGAACGACGAGGAGCCGCAGAGCAAUGCAGACUUGCUGCCGCCUGAGAUAAAAGAGGCUAUUUUUGAGGAUCUCCCUCAUGACAUCCUCGAUGGCAUCUCAAUGCUGGACAUCUUCCCGAAGCUGAUGACUUAUGAGGACUUGGUGGCGAUGGAUUCGAAGAGUGAGAUCUACUUUGGCGGCGAAUUGAUCAAGGAUGCGAAAGAGUACGUGUCUGAAGAUGACAUAAACAAUCAGCCGCUGGAGAAUUGGAGUAAUUCCUCAACUGUGGCGCACGUUGAAGACCCAGUGUUGUCCACUUCGCGGCCCAUGUCCACGAGCAUGUCGAAGGAGCUGAAGAGGAGUAAAUCUGAGGUGUUUUCGCGCGGUGCGAAUGUCAAUCGCAAUCACCAGAGAUCCUCCAGUCUCACGUGGAAUUGCAAGGUGGAUCAGAGCGCUGUGUCGAAGCGCCGAAAGGUGUCGAUGCUGCAGGAGCUGAGACUGCCGGAGAGCGUCUUCCGAUCGCUGAGCCGGCCAGACAUCAAGGCGGCCACGAGUGGAGAUCGCAAGAUCACGUGGAGCGCAAAGAAGUUGCUGCAGAUUGAGAAUGACAACAGCCAAGAAGGUGGGAUUGAGAAGAAGGCCGUGGAGAAGCUGAAGAUCUCUCAGCUGGACGGCAUGGAUGACAUCAGCAGCGAAAGCGAGAGUGGAUCUCCGGGACCGCAGUACGCCUUGGUCAGUGGCCAUGCGGGCAUUCAGUUUGACCAGAAUGGCGGCGAGAAUCCGGUGAAGUGUGAUCGAUGCCAUUGCACUUAUCGCACGCAAGAUUCUUUUCAGCGGCAUCUACUGACGUGUGAACCAAUGUCGACGAGUGAGUCUGAGUCUGAGGCCAAUCCUCGCACUCCCGAAGCCGAUGUGGCGUCAAUUGCGACAAACAAUCUGCUGACUGUGACGGUGUCUGACAUGUGCAACUCCUCGACAAUCUCGACGAUUCAGCCGCAGAAUCUGGUGCAGAACUUUAGCGGGCAGAUUCUCGGUGGUGGAAACAUGAUAGGUAAUCAGAGUGCCAACACAAUAGCUAUUCCAAAUUCGCUGCAGAACAUCAUCCCCAUUCAGAACGGUGGGCAGAUAUCGCUGCAGAAUCCCACGCAAAUACAAACAGUACCUCUCAGUGGUGUCAAUCAAUUGAGCCAAAUCAAUGCAGGGAUGUCGAAUGUGUUGAUGACCACACCGCAAAACCAACAAUUCACACAGCAGCUGGGCGUCAAUAAUUUCCAACAGCAAGUUUUCCCGCUGCAGAACAUCAAUCAAUACAACGACAUGAAUUCGAAUUAUCUGCAAAAGACAACGCAGAGAAUUUUGCCGCAGACGUCCACCAUUCAGCCGACUAUUCAGCUCUCUGGUGGGAUUAACAUUCAGAAUUUCAAUAAUUCACCCAUCAUUCAGCCCGCCGCCAGUCAAGCACAGCCGCAGAUUAUCUCAAUCGCAGGCACGGGUAGCAACUCACAAAUUAUGACGCUUGCACCGGCUCCCAUUCGACCCAAUGGCGCAGUGACGAAGAACCAGAUAAUCCUGCCACAGCCGCUGGACAAGAAUGGCAAGAAGCACGCAUUGCCGCGCCUGCAGUCGGCGCCAAUUGUGAAGCCCAAAAGUCGCCAGAUGGGCGUGAAGAAUCAGCCGAUUCAGAUGAAGAAGAUCGUGACGAAGCCCGACACGCGCCUGCAGAUUGUCAACUCCACCAAUUUGCCCAUCAUCCGACCGCAGCAGACUGUUUCGACGCCAGUGACCACUGCAAAUCCUGGCGUGGUUUUCCAGCCGCAACAGCCGCUAAUUGUGCAGCCGAUGAACAACAAUACGAACCUCGUGCAGUACGUGACGGACAAUGGCAUGCAGUACAUCGCCAUGCCGUCGGGUGACUACAAGCAGCCACAGACGCAGUUCCUCACGCCCAGUCCCAUCGUCCCGGGGGCCUUCCAGCUGCAGGCGGAUGCGAGCGGGCAGUUGGUGCUGGCCAACACGGCGUCCGGCCUGCAAGUGCUGCCGUCCGGGGCCAUGCAACUGGCGCAGCCGCAGCAGCCGCAGGUCAUUGGCACGAUCAUCCAGCCGCAGGCCACGACAAUCCAGUGCGGCAUGAUGGCGACGGAGCAGAUGGUGCUGGGCAGCACGCCCACGCUGGAGAUGGUGACGGACCCGAACUCGGGGUGCAUGUACCUCACCAGCCAACCGGUCUACUAUGGCCUUGAGACGAUUGUCCAGAACACGGUGAUGUCAUCGCAGCAAUUCGUCUCCACGGCCAUGCAAGGCGUGCUCAGUCAGAACUCCAGUUUCAGCGCCACCACGACGCAGGUGUUCCAGGCCAGCAAGAUUGAGCCCAUCAUGGAAGUUCCUGGAGGAUAUGUGGUGCUGAACAACAUGCCCGAUCAGCAGCAGCCGCAGGCGAUUAUGCCCAGCACGCAAGUGAUUCCGCAGAUUCAGGCGCAGCCGCAAGUGACGCCGCAAAUGAGGCCCAUCUCGCCGCCAAAACCCACCGUGAAGACUGCGCCGAUUGUCAUGACGAAGGUGCAGCCGCAGGUGAUUAACAAGGUGAUGCCGUCGUUGCCGGCGAAUGUGGUCACGAUGGAGCAGCAGCCGGCGCCGCAGGCUGUGAAGCAUCAGGUGCAACCGGUGAUUUUGCCCAAAACCAUGGCCAUCACAUCUACCAGCACAACUCCGGUGUUCCAGCAGGCCACAAUCCAUACCCAAGAGACUCAGAGUCCGGCCAAGACACUCAUUGUCACGUCUCCGAACUCUGUUCAUCCGAUUCCGCGUGCCGCUAACAUCAUCAAGCCGAUCAAGAGUCACGUGAAUUCAGCCACAGUGAAGCCUAAGAUAAUUGCCAAACCCGUGGCGGGAAGAACGUCGGUGAAUCGGCCGAAGAUCGGCACGUUUGGCAUCAAGCAAACACCCUCGAAUGCCAUGAACCAAGUGACCAAGUCUGACUCAAUUGUUGGCGAUGUUAUCAUCACCACAGUGGCGCAGAACAAUAUGCAGAGUCAAAUGGUGUCCUCGCAGCAGUCCAAUCAGCAAAUCUUCCCUGUGGAGCAGGAGAACAUCGUGCAGAACAUCAUUCAACUCUCCAGCACGAAUGACGGGAACAGCAUGCAGGACAAUGUUGUCUUCACGCCUAUCAACAGGAAUCCGCAGAACACUCAUCCACCGCCAACGCCCCAAAUUCAGCUUCCUUCGGCGCCUUAUGCGCCUUCGCAUCACUCGAAUGUGCCCACGAAUGUCGUGAAUCCCAUUCAGCAGUGUCACUAUGGCGGCACCACGACGAAUUCCAGGCCCACAAACCGAGUUUUGCCCAUGCAAACCAUCCAGGCGCGCCAAUCACCGCCGACUCCGCCGGAGCCGAAGUGCCAAGUGGAGGAGGCUGUGAUUCCGCCAAAGUUGGAGGAAGUGCACGCGAAGGAGGACGUCGUGAUGGCUGAUCUGCCAUCGCCUCAGCUGAUUAUCGCGGAAGCGGAGAAGGAAGAGCAGUCACAUAUUCUGGAGGAAGCCUUUGAGGAUGUGGAAAUCAGGCGGGAGAAGGACUCUAGUUCUCCGACGAGUCUCAAUCUCAAGAAUCUCUUCCAGACGGACGUUCAAGCGGACCUCUUUGAUCAGAUCAAGUCCAUGGAUGACAAAGAUGAGAGCUCUUCGGAGAGUUCGACGCCUGAGGUGAAGCAGAAGAUCUGUGAGAUUCUUGUGAACCUGGACAAGGAGGAUUGCAAUAAGAAUAGCGUCUUGCUGGAUACGCCAAUGGAGGAAGUGAUGGAGCAUAAGGAAAAUCUUCCGCCCGAUGACACGGCCUUCAAGUUGCCACAGCCGCGCAGUGCCAUCACGAUUCAGCGCUCGCUGAACGCCUUGCAGCCCCUGAAAGCACCUCCUGGCCCGAGGAUGCUGUAUGAGAUUCAGUCCGAGGACGGUUUUCACUACAAAUCCACCUCGAUCACAGACAUCUGGGACAAAGUGUUCGAGACAGUGCAAAUUUCGCGAAAAUCCCACGGAUUAUCUGCGCUGCCCGAUGGUCCUCUGGCUGACAUGAGUGGUCAUCAGAUGCUGGGCCUGAAGUCGAAUGCUCUGCGCUAUCUGAUCGAACAGCUGCCGGGCGUGGAGACGUGCAAGAACUACACUCCCAAGUAUCACGAGAGGAAGAUGAACAAGGACUCGGCGCCGCUCUUUCCGCACUUCAUCGACCUGGACGACAGCAAGGAGAACAUCUUCGGCGCGGCGCGCUGUGAGCCUUACAGUGGCCGAUCGGAGUAUGACAUGUUCAGCUGGCUGGCGUCCAGGCAUCGCAAGCAGCCGGCGCCGGUGACGAUUCAGUUGGACAGCGAAAUCACAAUUCCCAGGCGGGGAAGCGCCAGCAAUCUGCCCAUGGCCAUGCGCUACAGAACGCUGAAGGAGGCGUCAAAGGACUCGGUGGGAGUGUAUCGCUCGCAUAUCCACGGACGCGGGCUCUUUUGCACGCGGGACAUCGAGGCCGGCGAAAUGGUGAUUGAAUACGCCGGCGAGCUAAUUCGUGCCACACUGACGGACAAGCGGGAGAAUUACUACGAGAGCAAGGGAAUUGGAUGCUACAUGUUCCGCAUUGAUGACAAUUUCGUGGUGGAUGCAACAAUGCGUGGCAACGCGGCGCGCUUUAUUAAUCACUCUUGUGAGCCAAAUUGCUACUCAAAAGUCGUGGACAUUCUGGGGCACAAGCACAUCAUUAUCUUCGCGCUGAGGCGAAUUGUGCCCGGCGAGGAAUUGACUUAUGACUACAAAUUUCCCUUCGAGGACGUGAAGAUUCCCUGCUCGUGCGGAUCGAAGCGUUGUCGUAAAUACUUAAACUGAAGUUGCUGGAGGAUAAAUCGUGUGACUGCUCUGUCAGAUUGGUGAUGUGGAAAUGUAUAAAUAGGUUUAUACAUUGGCGUGUGGGUGUAAUAUUGUUGAUAAUGCGCUGGAAAGCAUCUCGAAAAGGGCCGCCGUCAGCAAUCUGGCAGAGAAAGAGUAUAAAUGUCGUGUAAAUGUGUAAAUAAGAGAAAAAACAUAACUGUGAGGAUCCUUAGCCUAUUUUAGUGCUUAUAAUUUAUAUGAAAAAAGUAUUUGUAUUUUAGAGAUUCUAAAACUAUAUGAAUGUGGAUGAUUUUACUUCUAUAUUUUAACAUUGAUUGUGAAAAGUAAUAUUUCUGUGAAAUUCUCACUGAAUGAGAUUCUUUUAGUUUUUAAAGAAGCAAAAACCAUAUUUUUUGUAUUGUGACACAGAGAAGCGCAGAAGAGUGUUAUAAUUGUACAAUUGACAACAUCACAGAUAAGGAGAUAGUCUUUUCCACACUCAAUUAUGUUCCUUGAUGUCUCUCAAGCUUGAUAAAGAGGAUGUAAUAAAAUGUAUCAUCACACAAAAGGUGCUUUCUGUUGAGAUAUUAAAGAAAUAGUAAUAAAUGUGAAUGUAUUGUGCACAGAGCGAGAUAAUAGACGAUAAUUAUUCCUCUCAAUGUCGAUCUUCACCAUGAAAGAAAAUAGCGUUGAGCAUUUUGUCUCCUCGACAAUGAUAUUAAAAUGAAAACCGCAAAAGGCAAACCCAGUGUAUAAACUAAUAUCUAAACUAUCUAAUAUGCGAAUAAGCAAAAGAUUUCAAUUGUCUCAGUGUCUGAUCAACAUAAAGAAUCAAACUAACGAGUAAUUAUAGUGUGGUAAAGUUUCACAACCACGUUGACAAUAUAAUGUAAUGAAGAUGAAAACCGUACAUAAAUUAAAUGCGCACCAGAGCGAGUCUCGAAUGGCAAGAGACUCCGCUCGACACUCUAUCUUAGAAGAGAAGUGUAAUAUGUAUAAAGCUAUUUGUAAUGAGAAAGAGUAGAUUUAGAACAAUAUAUUUCAAUUCCUUCUCUGUACCAAAAAAAAGAAGAAGAAAACACUUGCGUACAAGACAAAAAAAUGUGUGUGAUUCCGAGCACAUUUUCACGCUUUUCAUGCUUCAAAUGAAUUCAGUUGCAGUAUUUUUCAAUUCUCUCGCACACGCAGAAAAUCAAUCUCCAGUUGUGUCGUUGAGGAAGUUUGUGAGGGAGAUGAGAGUGUUGAGGAUUAGUUUUUCAGCGAGCCUCGAAGAACCUUUAAAAGAAAGUAAUUCAGUUUUAUAAGAGCGGAAGAGUUGUAAAAAUUUUUCAAUUUCUUGCCAUAUUUUUGUAAUUGUAUCCUUUAACCAUUUCGGCUGUUUUGUAUUUUUUAAACACAAUUGACUUGUAUUAAUGAUUUUUACGCUAAAGAAAUGGGAAGCAAGCUUGCGAAGUGAAAAGUGAGAGGUAGAAAAUAAGGGGAGAUAAUAAAAUUGUAAUAUCUUAUACAGGCAUGUCAACUAUUAGACAGGAAAACAUGAUGUAAUACUGUAAUUACUAAUUAUGUACAAUUUUGUAAUCUUACGGAUUCUGUUUGCAUUUGAAUCACAAUAAAUGAAUAGAGAUAUAAAA
This is a messenger RNA of Phlebotomus argentipes, 12082 nucleotides long. Its product is annotated as histone-lysine N-methyltransferase trithorax-like. The transcript is spliced from 8 exons. The record is from RefSeq and is a predicted model, not a curated record. Gene Ontology annotation, biological process: positive regulation of DNA-templated transcription. Bases 843 to 10469 code for a protein of 3208 amino acids. Gene Ontology annotation, molecular function: zinc ion binding; protein binding; histone H3K4 methyltransferase activity. Lineage: Eukaryota; Metazoa; Arthropoda; Insecta; Diptera; Psychodidae. Gene Ontology annotation, cellular component: histone methyltransferase complex; nucleus.